AGGCUGUCAGUGUUCGGGCCGGUGUUCCUGAUGAUGCUCCGACUGGCGUUCGGACUGGUUCGCGCAGGCAAAUACGGCUACCAGACCCAGGACCAGCCACAGCCCUGUGCUACCCACGUUAAGUACAUCAUCCAGUCUGUUACGGAGAUACAGACGUCAGUAUUGACGACGACACGGCUGGCUACAAUAACAGCCACGUUGACGACAACAGCCACGAAGACAGAAGCAGCCACGAAGACAGCAACAGCCACGUUGACGGCAACAGCCACACAGACAGCCACGAAGACAGAAACAGCCACGCAGACGGCCACACAGACAACCACGAAGACAGAAACAGCCACACAGACGGCCACAAAGACAGAAACAGCCACACAGACAGCCACGAAGACAGAAACAGCCACCCAGACAGCCACGAAGACAGAAACAGCCACGAAGACAGUGACGGCUGAACCUAUCACCAAGACGGUGAACCAGCUCUUCACCACCACCGUCGUCCAGAAGAUGUUCGUCACCAUGACCAAGGGGUGUGGAGGCGUCGGGACCGGUGGAUAUGGCACCCCAAUCAACUUCGGCUGGUGAGGUCGUUGUCCCUGGCACUGUGGCACUCCGCAGUACAUAGUCUGACGGCCCCGUGGCUCUGUGGCACAACACUAUUUAUGCAGAGUUGCACUAGGUAAUCAACACUGAAACUAUUGAUGAGUUACAAGCAAUAAACUAUCUGAAGUAGAAAAUGAUUGAUGUCAUUGACCCUCCUCGUGUA
Molecule: messenger RNA, 760 nt
Organism: Procambarus clarkii (red swamp crayfish)
Lineage: Eukaryota; Metazoa; Arthropoda; Malacostraca; Decapoda; Cambaridae
Product: putative per-hexamer repeat protein 5
Source: RefSeq, a predicted model, not a curated record